AUGUCUGCGAUUCGAGUUUUGCCAGCAAUGCAUCUGAUCCGGAGGAUUUAUACCGCGCUCAUCCUAGUCAAGCUUCACUUUGCGGCCGUCACAUCAUCUAACGAAGAUACUCGACUGCAAAUAGACCGCCUUCAGGUCUUCAGCCGUUUACAUUACAGCAUACGAAUGAUUCGGUCCUGGUUUGAAGACAGCGAUAUAAUUAAGCGGGAUGGCUCGUGGCUGAAUGUGUGGCGACUUGGUCCAGCAUAUCAGAGUCCUGUGGAUACACAGUCCAGCACUGAUCUGGUUGGGUCUAAUGAUGGGUCAUUGCUAUCUCCUGGCUCUCAAGAUCCGCCCUGGAUAGUAUCUGUGGACCCUUCGGAUAUGGAGACCAUGCGCGUAUCUUUCAAUUCUUCGCUGGACUUCAGUGGCAGUGCGUUUACUCCUACAUCCAUUGAUCAGCCCAUCGAUUACUCGCUACUUCCCAGCCAGAUAUCUCCAUCGGCACCCAACGUCUCGGUUGGUGACGAUCUUGGCAUGAACUCGAACAUGAUAGAUAAAAGGAACAUCGAUGUCACCCUCGACAUGGACCUAGAACUAAACCAGCUUCCCAGCAUGCACUUCGACCCAAAUAAUCUCCAGCUACCAUCGUCCCAUGACUCGGACGGCUUUUACGAAAACUACACGGCGGAAGAUACACGGAGAAACGACUAG
Messenger RNA from Aspergillus nomiae NRRL 13137, 693 nucleotides. RefSeq lists its product as uncharacterized. The record is from RefSeq and is a predicted model, not a curated record. Bases 1 to 693 code for a protein of 230 amino acids. The transcript is spliced from 2 exons. NCBI's taxonomy places the organism in Eukaryota, Fungi, Ascomycota, Eurotiomycetes, Eurotiales, Aspergillaceae.